GUUGGUCCUGUUAUAAUUGCUCUCUUUAAUCCUAAUUCAAUGGCAGAGAAUUAUUAAUUCUUGUAUAUAAUAAAGAACUCAUCUUUCAGAAAUUAAACAAAAGCCACCAUGACAAUUGAAUCAUUGCUUAAUCACUUGUCUUUUUGGGAUUUAGCUUUUGCUUUGAUAGGAUUCUUUGUUUUUAGUUGUGUACGAGAAAGAAUCGCGAACAAUGGCCCGAUGUUAUGGCCUGUGUUCGGGAUUAUUCCGACCAUGCUUCUUCAUAUCAACGACACGCUCAAUUUCGCCACUGGAGCUUUGAUCAGAGCCGGCGGAACAUUCCGUUACCGAGGAAUGUGGAUGGGUGGAGCUUACGGAGUCAUGACGGCUGAUCCUGUCAACGUUGAGUACAUCCUGAGGACGAAUUUUAAGAAUUUUCCGAAAGGAAAAUAUUAUAGGAACAGGUUUCAGGAUUUGCUUGGAGAUGGCAUUUUCAACGCUGAUGGUGAACUGUGGAAGGAUCAUAGACAAAUAGCGAAAAUUGAGAUGCAUUCGAGUAGGUUCGUUGAUCAUUCUUUUCGAACAAUGCGAGACUUAGUUCACUUGAAACUGUUGAAGCUAACGGAAAAGUUUGUCAGGUCUGGAAAUAGCUUUGAUUUUCAGGAGUUGCUGCUUCGGUUUACCUUUGAUAAUAUUUGCACUGCAGCUUUCGGGGUUGAUCCAGGGUGUUUGAACCUCGAUUUGCCUGAAGUUCCAUUCGCUAAAGCUUUCGAAGAAGCAACAGAACUCACUCUGUUCAGAUUCUUGGUUCCGCCUUUCGUGUGGAAACCUAUGAAGUUUCUCGGAAUCGGAUUUGAGAAAAAGCUAAAGUCAGCAAUCGAUAUUGUUCAGGAAUUCGCUGAUGAAACAGUGAAGAAUCGGAAGAACCAAUUGAUUAAACUCGGCAACUUAAAUGACCAUUCCGAUCUCUUGUCGAGGCUCAUAGACAUUGCAUAUUCGGAAAACGUCAAGAACAAACUGCGAUUUCCUGACGAGUAUUUCAGAGACUUCUGUGUAAGUUUCAUUCUUGCAGGAAGAGACACAACUUCCGUCGCAUUAGCAUGGUUUUUCUGGCUAGUACAUGAAAAUCCAGAUGUCGAAAACAAAAUUCUGGCCGAAAUCAAUCAAAUUUUGAGUCAUCGAACUAGCGAAAACCGAAAAGGCGUCGACAUUGUUUUUACGGUAUCAGAAUUAAAGAAAAUGGUGUAUCUCCAAGCUGCAUUAUCAGAAUCCAUGAGGCUAUACCCCUCAGUACCAAAUGAAAUAAAAGAAGUAAUACAAGAUGAUAUUUUACCUGAUGGCUCUGAGGUAAAAAGGGGAGCUAGAAUUCUCUAUUGCAUAUAUGCAAUGGCUAGAAUGGAGUCAAUAUGGGGAAAAGAUUGUUUGGAGUUCAAGCCAGAGAGAUGGAUUAAAGACGGGAAUUUUAUUAGCGAAAAUCAAUUCAAAUACGCGGUGUUUAACGGCGGUCCGAGGUUGUGCUUGGGGAAGAAAUAUGCAUACAUGCAAAUGAAGAUGGUGGCUGCUUCAAUCUUGUUGAGGUAUUGUGUUGAGGUAGUUGAAGGUCAAAAUGUUGUUCCAAAGAUUACUACUACUCUUUACAUGAAGAAUGGUUUAAUGGUUAAUAUUAAACCUAGGAUGGUUCAAAAUGGUAAUGCAUAAUGGCUUGGUUAAUUAAUUAGCCUAGCAAAAACUUGCUUUGUUUUUAAGUUUUUCUACUAGAGUAUGGAAUCGAAUCGAAUUGAAUCUAAAACUCUCGGGUCGAAUUAAUUAUAAUGUUCGAAUUUUGGGGAUAGUUUGUUUGCAAGUUUAUUGUGUGAUGUAGUAUCAAGUUUUGUGCUAGAU
This is a messenger RNA of Mercurialis annua (annual mercury), 1860 nucleotides long. Its product is annotated as cytochrome P450 86B1. Gene Ontology annotation, molecular function: monooxygenase activity; oxidoreductase activity, acting on paired donors, with incorporation or reduction of molecular oxygen; heme binding. The record is from RefSeq and is a predicted model, not a curated record. Bases 109 to 1677 code for a protein of 522 amino acids. The transcript has a single exon. Lineage: Eukaryota; Viridiplantae; Streptophyta; Magnoliopsida; Malpighiales; Euphorbiaceae.